UCUCUACGACGUCAUGCUCCAGCAAGCCUCAAUCCAGCUCGUCGAUCUCUGAUUUCAUACGCGAUAAGGAGCUCCCCAGACCCCAGAUCCGACAGCUCAUACAGCGUCAUCUGCGUCGAUUUCAUGCUAGGCCGACCGAGUUGCGCAGGUGAGUGCGAUUGAUAUAGUAAGUACCCAUUAUCCCUCCAUACCAGUGUUCUCGAUUCUCUCGCCAUAAAGGAACCAGCUUGCAUCGAUUCUGGAUUCUCUCGCAUCCCCGGCCAGCAUCCAAGACAUCGCUACAGUCCGCAUCUCGCCUGUUGUUCCCCUCUCAUACGAGAUGGCCCCCGAGGCCGAUUCUAAACCUGACCCUUCCGCUCCUCGAGCGCCCCAGGCCGAGCCGCACGACCUAAACUGCCUCACGAUCUCGGAACUCGAAUCCCUCGCCUAUGAACGUAUGGACAAGCAGACGCGAGACUACUACAAUGAAGGAGCCGACUGCGGAAGCACCCUCUCCGAGAACAUCUCAGCCUACGGGAAAUAUCGUAUCCGUCCGAGGGUAUUGCGAGACAUCUCACAGAUAGAUACUACAGUGCAGGUGUUCGGACACAAGAACAGCUCUGCCUUCGGCGUAGCGCCGACGGCAAUGCAACGGCUGGCACACUCGGAUGGAGAAAUCGCAACGGCACGAGCGUGUCGUUCACGCAGAGUUGUCAUGGGCCUCUCUUCCUUUUCCACCAGCACUCUCGAAGACGUCGCCGAAGCCAGCGGGGACAACCCGCACGUCCUUCAACUGUACCUGUUUGAAGAGCGCGAGCACUCGCUGAAACUGAUAGACCGCGCCAAAAAGGCCGGUUACAAAGCCGUGCUCCUGACCGUCGACACGCCGAUGCUCGGCCGCCGCAAUCUCGAGAUCAGGAACCAAUUCAAACUGCCCGCCCACCUCUCUAUAGCCAACUUCGCGGAACAGAACGAGGACACCGACACAGCGGUGGGGAGGGAGCACAGUAGAAUCACGACGGCCACUGACGAGAAGAAAACCCCGUCCUCUCGCCGGCCGAAGAUGCCCCGCCAACGCCGUCCCAGCACGGCAGGAUAUCACGACGGCCAACGCCGCAUCCCACCGAGCGGGCCCAUCACGUUCCACACGCACGCGGCCAACCCGACCCUGUCGUGGGACGAAUCCAUCCCGUGGCUGAAAGACGUGUGCGGGCCUGAGAUGGAAGUCUGGGUCAAGGGCAUCGCCACGGCUGAGGACGCCGAGCUCGCGGUCCGCCACGGCUGCGAUGGGAUCAUCGUCUCGAACCACGGCGGCCGCCAACUGAACGGCGCGCUGGCGACCCUUGACGCGCUCCCGGAGGUCGUGGCCGCGGUCAAGAGGCGCGUCCCUGUCCACGUCGACGGCGGCAUCAGGCACGGCACCGACAUCUUCAAGGCCCUCGCCCUGGGCGCAGACUUUUGCUGGGUCGGCCGGCCCAUCCUCUGGGGGCUAGCGUACAAGGGGCAGGAUGGCGUCGAGCUGUGUCUGAGGCUGCUGAGCGACGAGUUCAGGCUGUGCAUGGGCCUAGCAGGCGUGACCACCGUCAAGGACAUCACGAGAGAUUACCUCUGCAAGGUCGAUCGGGACGGGUUUGCCAGCAGACUGUGAAAGGACGAGAGGGAUUGAAAAAAAGGAUUGAGCGCCCUGUAAUAUUUCUGUCGCAUGCUAUGAAGCCAAAUCUAUUUGUGUGAGCAUAUUACACCUAUCUGCAGUGCAUGAUUUUUGCUGCCGCUGGACCAGUAGAGCUGUGUGUAUUGUUGUAAUUUCCAG
Molecule: messenger RNA, 1789 nt
Organism: Cladophialophora immunda
Lineage: Eukaryota; Fungi; Ascomycota; Eurotiomycetes; Chaetothyriales; Herpotrichiellaceae
Exons: 1
Coding region: 320-1627 (435 amino acids)
Molecular function (GO): oxidoreductase activity; FMN binding
Source: RefSeq, a predicted model, not a curated record